Messenger RNA from Schistocerca americana (American grasshopper), 1923 nucleotides. Its product is annotated as CXXC-type zinc finger protein 1-like. Gene Ontology annotation, biological process: positive regulation of DNA-templated transcription. Gene Ontology annotation, molecular function: DNA binding; zinc ion binding. The transcript is spliced from 9 exons. Gene Ontology annotation, cellular component: Set1C/COMPASS complex. The coding region runs from base 285 to 1712 and encodes 475 amino acids. The record is from RefSeq and is a predicted model, not a curated record. Lineage: Eukaryota; Metazoa; Arthropoda; Insecta; Orthoptera; Acrididae.
UACAGCAGUAGUGGCAAAGAUAGAUUUUGUAUUAGGCUUGAUAGCGAUCUAUUUAAAAUAUGCAGAUAAGAUAGCACGUGACAUAUCUUUCUUUCUACAACAGGGCAUCCGUUGAUGUAAAUGAUCAAAGCAGAUAUGCGGUACUUAAAUGUACUGUAAAUGAAAUUGUGAAGAAAUCUGUAGGCAACACAGCAUCAGAUACUAUCAGUAAUUUUAUUUUUUGAACGAAUUGAGAAAACACGACACAUUGUCAGUCUAAAAAGGAGGAGAUUGCUCGACAGUUUAUGCUUCCGGAAAGAAAAUCAAAAAUAGCGACACUUCUGAAGCAAGAUGGACAAGCCUACUGCAUCUGCAGGUCCUCUGAUUCUUCAAGAUUCAUGAUAGCAUGUGAUAAUUGUGAAGAAUGGUACCAUGGUGACUGCAUACGAAUCAGUGAAAAAGAAGCAAAGUAUAUCAAACAGUUCUUCUGUGUGAGAUGUCGGGAAGAGGAUCCUACAUUAGUUACUAAAUACAAGCCUAGAAAACGAGAGGGUGAACAUUCAUCUUCAAAUGCUAUUGAUCGUCAGUCGAGAGACAGAAAACGGAAAGAAAAAGUUGGGUCUGCCGAUGAGAAAACCAGGAUGUCAAAGCGAUGUGGACGUUGCAAAGGCUGUUACCGAACAGAAGACUGUGGACACUGUGACGGUUGUCGUAAUACGGAUGGUAUAAGGCACGGACGACAGAUACCGCGCUGCUACAACAGACUCUGUAUAGGCGUCCACCGUUCUGCAACAGCGUCGAGACGUCGUGUACGUACUCGCGACUCCAGUUCAGAUGGUGGAGGAGCUAUGCCUCCUACAGUUUUUGAGCACGGUGGCAUUGUGCGUCAGUGUUAUGGCCCAAGCUGUACACAGCCUGCAAGACCCUCCAGCAAAUACUGCAGUGAUGCUUGUGGCCUGAAGCUUGCUGCAAAUCGCAUAUAUCAGGUCUUGCCGCAACGUAUCCAGGAAUGGUCCCUUUCACCUUGUGUUGCAGAAGAAAACAAUAAAAGACAAUUAGAAAGUGUACGGAGACAACAGUUGGAAGUACGUGCUAUUCUUCAUGAUCUUGAUAAACGGCAUAAGGAACUGGAUGCUAUGAUAGAUCGAGCAGCUGCUGCUGUAGCUGACCCUAACUGGAAAGAGGAAGCAGAGGAUGAAUGUGAAGCUAGCAUGUACUGCAUCACAUGUGGUCACGAGAUACAUUCACGAACUGCCAUCAAGCAUAUGGAGAAGUGCUUUAACAAGUACGAAAGUCAGUCUUCAUUUGGAUCUAUAUACAAAACUCGUAUUGAGGGUAACAAUAUGUUCUGUGACUAUUAUAAUCCAGCAAACCAGACAUAUUGCAAGAGACUGAAGGUACUCUGCCCAGAACAUUCAAAAGAACCAAAGAUUUCUGAUACUGAGGUAUGUGGCUGUCCUCUGGUGGUAAAUGUAUUUGAACCUACAGGCGAAUUUUGUCGUGCACCAAAAAAGAGCUGUGUGAAACACUAUCAUUGGGAAAGAUUGCGGAGAGCUGAAAUUGAUAUGGAGAGAGUUAGACAGUGGCUGAAGAUAGAUGAGCUGAUAGAACAAGAGCGUCAAAUACGCCACAUGAUGGCGAGCAGGGCAGGUGUUCUUGGUCUGAUGCUGCAUUCCACGUACAAUCACGACCUCAUGGAGCAGAUGACGUCAAAUCAAGACCGACAGCAGUAAUAUUGACCGAGAGAAGCAAUGUUACCAACUACAAUAUCACAGUAUUGAUUCUGUGUUACAUUUAAGAAAUAUUUUAAUUACAGUUAAGUUAAUAUCUCUUGGUUCCACUUGAACAUAUUAUUAUAUGUUUUUAUCAACAGUGAGCAAUUAUUAAACAUCAUUUUCUGCUUGUCAGAAAAUAAAAUGGACUGCACUGCAUAAAAAAGAUAAA